This is a messenger RNA of Colletotrichum truncatum, 1359 nucleotides long. Its product is annotated as translation regulator gcd7. The record is from RefSeq and is a predicted model, not a curated record. Gene Ontology annotation, molecular function: translation initiation factor activity; guanyl-nucleotide exchange factor activity. Lineage: Eukaryota; Fungi; Ascomycota; Sordariomycetes; Glomerellales; Glomerellaceae. Gene Ontology annotation, cellular component: eukaryotic translation initiation factor 2B complex. Gene Ontology annotation, biological process: translational initiation.
AUGGCUACUGUGAAGCCCAGCCAGGGGGACCUCGAGCGUUACCUCAAAUCGCUCAAGGGCAAGCCCUUGGAAGCUUCAAUUGACAGUCUAAUUUCGCUUCUGAAGCGAAGACAGGUUCAGGGCUCCGAGCUUUGCGCCGUCGCGACCGCCCAUAUCCUUCUCCAAGUUGUGGCCAAGUCAAAAUGGUCCGAUGUCGAUCAACUUCUGGAGAAGAUUCAGCAGAUUGGUCUGCGCCUCAUCGCCGCCCAGCCCAAAGAACUUGUUGUGGGAAAUAUUGUCAGACGAGUGCUCAGUUUGAUCCGAGACGAGGCGGCGGAAGACCGGAACGAAGAUGUCAGUGAGACGGCUACCGAAGCAGGAGCAACGCCGACAACAGCGGUACCAGACCCUUCCAAACUGGAGCACCAGUGGCCUCCUUCUACGUACACCAAGCAGGAUGCUGGUGCGGAUUAUAUCUCGAGCGGCCCGAGACCGGUCCGUCCCGGUGCUCUUACCUCUACCAGCUCAUUUCACGUGUCCAAGUCUCUAUUCUCCCUGCUUGAGGCAUCUCCUCCAACAGAUGCCAGCGCUAUCAUGGCUGGUUCACCAUUCGGCAAGGACUCGGGCGCCUCGACUCCCCUUCGUGGACAGUCGACCAAAGUGCAUGCUCUUAGGUCAGAGGUCAUUGAGGGUAUCGAGGAACUUAAGGAUGAAAUCAGCCAAGUUGAUGACCAAAUUGCUACGGCUGCUGAUGUUCAAAUUCACUCUGGUGACUACGUGCUCGUCCACCAGCCCUCGGCCACUGUUCAGAAGUUUAUCCUCCGUGCCGCCACGAGGAGAAAGUUCACUGUCUUUAUUGCUUCGGAGCCUACUCGUAGCUCUAACGAGGCUCCCUACGCAUCAUUUAGAAAGAAGCUGGGGGCCGCAGGUAUCAGCUCAAUUAGCAUCCAGAACGGCGGUAUGAUGGCUUAUAUGCCACGUAUCAACAAGGUCAUUCUUGGUGCAAGAGCCGUCUUGGCCAACGGAGGUAUCCUCACAGAUGCAGGAGCUGGUGUUAUUGCGCGUGCGGCUAAGGAGCAGGGCAACCCAGUCAUCAUCCUCAGCGGCGUCUACAAGCUUUGUCCAGAGAGCUACUUUGACGAGGAGAGUCUGGUAGAAUGGGGCAGCUCUAUGAGCCGUGUCAAUUUCGCCGACGGAGCCAUGGUCAACGGUGUCGAUGUCCGGAGCGCCGUCAGCGAGUUUGUGCCCCCAGAGCUCCUCGACACAUACAUCACGAACCUUGGUGCACACUCUCGUAAUCAUUUGUCGACUAUUAUCGCAGAUCAUUACAAGCCAGAGGACGUUGACUUUCACCUCUGGAGCACUGAGGCUGACCGAUGA